UGUGGCUCUGAGGUGAGGCCAAUCUUAGCACCUUGACGUUUGAGAAAGAGCUGGAAACCAGAGCAUCUGAUCCCCAAAGGCCAGAAACUCAGGGAAUUUGAAUUUGAAUCCCUGGAGCAGCUGCUGACAGAGCUGGAGGACUUCCUCAAGAUUCUUGAUCAGGAGAACCUGAGCAGCACUGCGGUGGUGAAGAAGAGUUGCCUGGCUGAGCUCCUCCGUCUUUACACCAAAAGCAGCAGUUCUGAUGAGGAGUACAUUUAUAUGAACAAAGUGACGGUCAACAAGCCACAGAAUGCUGAUUCUCAAGACAAAGUGCCCCAGGAGCAGAGCCUGCUGACCAAUGGGGAGCCCGGCCAGCAUUCCUCAGCCCCCCAGAAGAGCCUGCCUGAUCUCCCACCACCCAAGAUCAUUCCAGACCGGAAACAGCUCCCCGUCCCAAAGAUCGAGUCUCCAGAGGGCUACUAUGAAGAGGCUGAGCCCUAUGACACGUCCCUAAAUGAGGACGGAGAGGCCGUGAGCAGCUCCUACGAGUCCUACGAUGAAGAGGAAAGCAGUAAGGGCAAGUCAGCCCCCUACCAGUGGCCCUCCCCCGAGGCCAGCAUCGAGCUGAUGCGUGACGCCCGCAUCUGUGCCUUCCUGUGGCGCAAGAAGUGGCUGGGGCAGUGGGCCAAGCAGCUCUGUGUCAUCAAGGACACCAGACUCCUGUGCUACAAAUCUUCCAAGGACCACAGCCCACAGCUGGACGUGAACUUGCUGGGCAGCAGCGUUGUCCACAAGGAGAAGCAAGUGCGGAAGAAGGAGCACAAGCUGAAGAUCACGCCGAUGAACGCCGACGUGAUCGUGCUGGGCCUGCAGAGCAAAGACCAGGCUGAGCAGUGGCUCCGGGUCAUCCAGGAGGUGAGCGGCCUGCCUUCGGAGGGCGUGUCUGAGGGAAGCCAGUGUGUCCCAGAUACCCAGCGCCUCAGCUGUCAGAAACUGGAGAUCGCUGAGAAGUACCUGCCAGCCUCUGAGUAUGGAGGCUGCAUAGAUGGACACCCUGAGGUCCCAGAGACCAAAGAUGUCAAGAAGAAAUGUUCUGCUGGUCUCAAGCUGAGCAAUCUAAUGAACCUGGGCAGGAAGAAGUCCACAACGCUGGAGCCUCCAGAGAGGUCCCUCGAGACAUCCAGUUACCUGAAUGUCCUCGUGAACAGCCAGUGGAAAUCACGCUGGUGCGCCGUCAAGGACAGUCACCUGCACUUUUACCAGGACAGGAACCGGAGCAAGGCUGCCCAGCAGCCCCUCAGCCUGGUGGGCUGCGAGGUGGUCCCAGACCCAAGCCCGGACCACCUCUAUUCCUUCCGCAUCCUCCACAAUGGGGAGGAGCUGGCCAAACUCGAGGCCAAGUCUUCCGAGGAGAUGGGCCACUGGCUGGGCCUCCUGCUGUCUGAGUCAGGCUCUAAGACGGACCCGGAAGAAUUCACCUAUGACUAUGUGGAUGCUGACAGGGUUUCCUGUAUUGUGACUGCAGCCAAAAACUCACUGCUACUGAUGCAGAGAAAGUUCUCAGAGCCCAACGCGUACAUUGACGGCCUGCCCCGCCAGGACCGGCAGGAGGAGCUGUACGAUGACGUGGAGAUGUCGGAGCUGACUCCAGCGGUGGACCCUGCUGAGGAAGACACCCAGGGGACAGAUGAUCCAUGCCCAAACGAGCCUGACCGAGUAUACCUGGACCUCACACCCGUCAAGUCGUUCCUCCACAGCUCUGGCAGCGUGCAAGCCCGGGCCUCCUCUCCAUCCUUGCCCCACCUGGAUGACCUGGCUGAGGCCUUCCCUGUGGACCCAGGCCCCACCCCAGACGAGCCCUGUGUAAAGGCUGCAGAGACCCCUGAGGAGCAGGUACAGGCCGUCCCCCAGUGGAGUCCAGAGCCUGAGGAGCCUUGCCUGAGAAUCACCACCGUCAAAAUCCAGACCGAACAGCAGAAAAUCUCCUUCCCCCAGAGCUGCCCUGACACAGUGACCCUGACUCCUGCUGCCGGGGCCAGCCCACCCGGGAAGGACAGGCUUCGGGCCACCAGUGCAGAGAUCAAACUGGGCAAGAACAGGACAGAAGCUGAGGUGAAGCGAUACACAGAGGAAAAGGAGAGGCUGGAGAAGAAGAAGGAAGAAAUCCGGGGACACCUGGCUCAGCUUCGGAAAGAGAAACGGGAGCUGAAAGAGGCCCUGUUAAAGUGUACAGACAAGGGAGCCCUGGCCAGCCUGGAGCAGAAGCUGAAGGGAAUUGAUGAGGAGUGCAGGACUGAAGAGAGCAGGCGCGUGGACCUGGAGCUGAACAUCGUGGAGGUGAAGGACAACCUCAAGAAGGCCGAGGCAGGGCCUGUGACACUGGGUACCACUGUGGAUACCACUCACCUGGAGAGUGUGAGCCCCCGACCCAAAGCUGCCACCCCUAUCCCCGUCCCAGACUGUACCCCAGUCAACUCGGCAACAGCGCUCAAGAACAGGCCUCUUUCAGUCAUGGUCACAGGCAAAGGCACCGUCCUCCAGAAAGCCAAGGAAUGGGAGAAGAAAGGAACGAGUUAGGAAAUAAGCUUCAUCUGAGGACUAUCACAUCACUAUGGACCUUGGUGACAAUCCUGCUUCAUUAAAGUCUACGUUAAAGCAGCAACUCUGUGAAAGGGUGCGUCUGUUUAGAAGAAAAAGCAAGGACUGGGGUACUCAGAGGAGGCUUGGUCUUUUCCCAGAGCCAAGGGAAAUGAUAUGACUAAGAGAAAAAGCUUCUUUGGAGACUUAAGUCUAUUGGAUGGACACGAGAACACUGUUGUGGUUAGGAACGUUCUGGUUCUUCUUUGAAGUUUUCAUCAAGUGAUUUAUCAAGAAGUGAAAAAAGCUUCUGAUGUUGAGACUUUGAUGGAUGAGAAAUCAAGGUAGCAGGUCCUUGUCCACUGGUAAGUGGGUCUGCUAACUGAGAACACCUAAACUCCUGACCAUCAUCUCUUCCCCAAUACUUCAGCAGUGUUGAGGGGGAAACUGCCCUUGCUUUCCAGUUUGUUCUCUCCAAUAUUUGCAGGCCCAACAGCGAGCAUCUACAACAUGCUUUCUGAGAAACUGUAACCAGGGAAGAUAUUUGGGACCACACUGAGGCACUGUCCCCACUGGGUCAAGGACUUUUUUUUGUUCCUAGGACAGGACUGAAUCAACUAGAUAAAAUUUUAAGUGAUGCUGUAUUAUAUAGAAAAAUGUUUAAAAUUCUGUAACUUAGAAAAGUGAAAAAAUGUCUUUUGAGAUUUAACUGACUUUUUCUAUCACCAUAGAAAAACUUAUCCUUUGUUUACCGAUUCAGUCCUGUGGCCAGGUCAUUUUUCAGGGGAGAGUUACUUUAAUGUUCUCCUAGUCCCUGUUUUUCAAGUUGUAUUUAAUAUCUAGGCCCCUCCUAAGAAAAAAGUGGUGAAUUUUGGUUAAGAUGAUCUCAUUCUUCUCUUAAAAUUGGUAAUGCUGGUCUUUGGGCUACCCCUGUCUUUUCCUUGGAUGGCAUUUUUUUUUUUUAACACAGGUUGAAACAUUUCAUCUAUCAUCUCUGCCUCAUUUCUGGGAGUUUCGAAUCAGAGUUUUCUGAGAACUAAAGGUCUUCUGAGUCUUUCUAAUCCCAGGGCAUUUACUUCUUUUGUCAUAAACACUUGGUGACCCUUUAGCAAGUGGUGAGUUAGAUUUUUAUAAAUAAAAUUUUAAUUGUAUUUUGGGGUUUCCUUGUAUUUCAUGGAAUGGCUUGGCCAUUUACACACUGAACUUCAAAAUAUGCAAAACUACAAUGUGGAAUCCUAGGAGACUUUAAACCUCCUUAAGUGAUGGGUAAGUAGCACAAGCCAAACCCAUUGCCACAUCGAGUCAACUCUGACUCAUAGCGACCCUAUAGGACAGAGCAGAACUU
Molecule: messenger RNA, 3904 nt
Organism: Loxodonta africana (African savanna elephant)
Lineage: Eukaryota; Metazoa; Chordata; Mammalia; Proboscidea; Elephantidae
Gene: AFAP1L2
Product: actin filament associated protein 1 like 2
Exons: 18
Coding region: 262-2559 (765 amino acids)
Biological process (GO): regulation of mitotic cell cycle; positive regulation of epidermal growth factor receptor signaling pathway; positive regulation of interleukin-8 production
Cellular component (GO): cytosol
Molecular function (GO): SH2 domain binding; SH3 domain binding
Source: RefSeq, a predicted model, not a curated record